UUUUAUGAACAAAUAUGAUAACAAAUGCCAUGCUCAUCAUAUGCAUCCAUCCCUUUCCGCCAUUAUUUUAUGCAUCAGAACUGCCUAUGGGGGUUCUAUCAUACAAAACUGAGAAGCAUCUCUAAUUGCAAUCCAUUUGUACAUACAACCUUUUCCAUUUCCUUUCAAGAUCCCUAUACAUUUUACUUCUGGCAUAUGGUAUGUAAUUAACUUAGCAGAAUUCAUGCUGGAUUACUAGCUUUAUUUUCUAAGAGAACAGCUAAACUCAUUCUCCUUUUCUCAAUUUUCGAAGCUUUUGCAGAGUAGGUUCUGUUUAAUGAUAAUGUAUUUGAAUUUUCUUCUAUAUUUUUUAAUCUAUUUUCGUUUGUUUUUAACUGCUGAUAAAUGAGGACUGUGUGUCUAAUGAAAUUAAGUGUUUUUAUAAGCUGAAGUUUUUUUGGUUAUAAUGGUUGGUCUUCAAAAAAGGAAUUACCUUUAGAGCAUCUCCAAGAGCCUAGCUAAACUGAUUUGGUUAGGUAAAAAUAGAAAAAUGCUGGUAAAAACUGGAUCCAACAGCCUCUCUUUCUAUAUCCCGCUCGUCAUCCCCUCCCUUCAGUUGGCUAUCUUUGCCGAGCACCUGGACUCGCCAUCUCGCUCCUCCCGCUAGCGCGCCUCUUUCCCUCGCGCCGUCACGCUGCUCCCGCUCUCCGCGCCGCUCGCUCCUCUUCCCAGCCCCUGCUCCCGCCGUCACGCCGCUCGCUCCUCUUCCCCGCCCCUGCUCCCGCCGUUGCGUCCAGCCAUCGAUUCGGCAGCGGUGUCCUGGCCUCCGGGUGUCGAACUCCGGUGGCGGCGGCGGCGGCGUCUAGGCGAUUUCGCGGCGGCAGCGUGGCGUCCAGUGCCUAGGUCGACGUGUCCGACGGAACAAGAGAAAAAAAUCGCCCGAUCGCAGCUUGCGAGAUAAAUCCCAAGUGGAGCAGUUACUUCGUUACAUCGUGGAAGAUGUUCCAGAGGAUUCAGAGAAGAAACGAUCUUUCAAGUUUCCAUUUAUUGCUUGUGAGAUUUUUACUUGUGAAAUUGACAUUAUCUUGAGGACCUUGGUAGAAGAUGUUGAGUUAAUGGAUUUACUUUUCUCAUUUGUAAAACCUGACCAUCCGCAUAGCACUUUGCUAGCUGGUUACUUCAGUAAGGUGGUGAUAUGUUUGAUGCUGCGGAAGACUGCGCCUCUUAUGAAUUAUGUUCAGGAGCAUCCAGAUAUUGUUGUCCAACUUGUUGACCUCAUUGGUAUCACCUCGAUAAUGGAGGUGUUGAUGAGAUUGAUUGGUGCUGAUGAAACCAUAUACUCAAAUUUUGCCGAUACAUUGCAAUGGUUAGAGACUACAGAUGUCCUGGAAAUGAUUGUGGAUAAAUUUAGCUCAUCUGACUCCCCUGAAGUACAUGCGAAUGCUGCAGAGAUCCUUUCUGCAGUAACUCGAUGUGCCCCUCCUGCUCUUGCUGCAAAAAUAUGCAGCCCAAGUUUUGUUGGUAGGUUGUUUCGCCAUGCUCUUGAAGAAUCAAGACCGAAAUCUGUUCUGGUUCAUUCACUGUCAGUGUGUAUAUCUUUGUUGGACCCAAAAAGACUAGCAUCAGCCUCAUAUCAAGCGUUUAGAAGUAACUUGAGUCAUGGGACACUGGUCACAGCCAGUCCAGAGACAGUUGAUGGUAUGCUGGAGAGUUUUGGUGAUUUGCUGAAGUUAUUGGACAUUACUUCUGCUGAAAAUGUUUUGCCUACGACAUAUGGAUGUCUGCGCCCGCCUCUUGGAAAACACCGUUUGAAGAUUGUGGAGUUCAUCUCUGUUUUGCUAACAAUUGGGAGCGAAAUAGCUGAGAAGGAGCUAAUAAGCCAAUCAGCAAUAAAGCAUUGCAUCGAUUUGUUUUUUCAGUACCCUUAUAAUAACUUUUUGCAUCAUCAUGUUGAGAACAUUAUUGUUUCUUGCCUCGAGGUUAAAAGAAACCAGCUGAUUGACCAUGUCCUUAAUGACUGUGGGCUUGUUGGUAAAGUGCUUGCCGCAGAAAAAAAAUUAUCUCUGUCAGUGGACUCUAAUGGGCCAACGUUACCAUCAGAAGGGAAAGAACCCCCAAGAAUUGGGAAUAUGGGCCACAUAACUCGAAUAGCGAAUAAGCUCAUUCAAUUGGCAAAUAGUAGCAGCAUGAUCCAGAAUCACUUGCAGGAGAACAGCGAGUGGUCUGAAUGGCAAACAGGUGUCCUAGUUAAACGCAACGAGGUGGAGAAUGUUUACCAUUGGGCAUGUGGCCGUCCAACUUCUUUACAUGAUCGUGGGAGGGAUAGUGAUGACGACGACUUCCGAGACAGAGACUAUGAUGUGGCAGCACUUGCUAAUAAUCUUAGCCAGGCAUUUCGAUAUGGGAUAUACAGCAACGAUGACAUUGAAGAGGCACAAGGAUCCCAUGAACGAGAUGAUGAGGAUGUCUACUUUGAUGAUGAAUCAGCUGAAGUGGUAAUAUCUUCAUUGCGUUUGGGGGAUGAUCAGGACAGCAGCUCCCUCUUCACAAAUUCGAACUGGUUUACAUUUGAUGGUGAUAGAGGAAUCAAUGACCGCUUAGCUGCCUCUGUUCCUUCACCGUCCCCCAAUUCUGAAGAGACUUCCCUGAACAUGGAGGAAACUGAUGAAGUGCUUAUUGGUGAAGCCACUGGCACCGAGUCACAGCUGGAAAGCGUGUCUCUUGAAAAUGGUCCUGUUGAGGUGACCAAGGAACUAGCAGGGGUCGCUGAGCAAAAUGAUGCUUGUGCAGAUGAUGAGAAACUCUUGUGCACAGAAGAGGAAAAUGUUUCCCAGGAAGCUGAAGCCUGUGAGCAGCCUAUGGAUGUUCAAGAUGGCCAGACUGACACACAAGGUGGUGAUGCUGCUGAAGCCUCAAGUACAGAGGGUGCAGCGGAUGAACCUUGUGGCUCUCCUGAGCCUGGCCAUGCCUUGACUGGAGCCUCGUCUGAAUCUCGUGACACUGAUCAUCAGUCUGCCAACACGUCAGGGUCUAAUGAGAUAGCCCAUGAAUCAGGGUUACCUGUCAAGGUUGAUGAUGGAAAAAUAGUUGAGGUUGCCACAACAAAUGAAUGAAGUAUAUGGGCUGGAAUCAUACCACAAACCUGAGCAGUAUUGCCAGCCAGAUUCUUUUGCAGGUGAGCAAUGUCACCUUGUUUUGCAUCACAUGCUCAGGAACCACGGACAAACCCUUCAGAAGGCAAGGAUGCUGUACAAUUAAAGGCGCUGCUUUGCUAUGUGCAGUUGAUUGGUCCUGCAUGAAUGAGCAUAUUCGUGCAGCUGGGCACGCCCUGUUAUGAUCGGACUGUCUCACCUCAUCCCCAUCCCCAUCCCCAGAAGCAAUUUCCUCGGUUCACAUGGACUUCUUACCCCGCAAUGGUGGGUGAAUUAAUUCUUGCCAAUGUCAUUUGGUGGUUGAUGCAUGCGAGGAGGGGAUUAAUUCAUUUGGUGGUUCUUGAUUUUGGGUACGGUGGUUAUUUCCUUUGCUAGGGUACUCGAACUGUAAUAUUUGCAGUGAGUUUUUCCCCCCGUGUUUACCCCCUUUUUGGUUCCUUUGGGAUUAGCGUUCUGUAAUUGUUAUCUGUUCAAGUGAAACAUCUACCUUUCCCUUUUGGGUUCUAAACUGGAUGUUCUCAGCAAAAAUGAGGACAAAUCUUUUAGGAUAUACCGUUGUGAUCCAGGCUGCUUUGCAACCCAGCAAGUGCCAUUGAA
Messenger RNA from Panicum hallii, 3728 nucleotides. Its product is annotated as serine/threonine-protein phosphatase 6 regulatory subunit 2-like. The record is from RefSeq and is a predicted model, not a curated record. Bases 1095 to 3092 code for a protein of 665 amino acids. The transcript has 18 exons. NCBI's taxonomy places the organism in Eukaryota, Viridiplantae, Streptophyta, Magnoliopsida, Poales, Poaceae. Gene Ontology annotation, molecular function: protein phosphatase binding; protein phosphatase regulator activity.